This is a messenger RNA of Cryptosporidium ubiquitum, 600 nucleotides long. RefSeq names its product ARF GTPase activating protein. The record is from RefSeq and is a predicted model, not a curated record. Bases 1 to 600 code for a protein of 199 amino acids. NCBI's taxonomy places the organism in Eukaryota, Apicomplexa, Conoidasida, Eucoccidiorida, Cryptosporidiidae. Gene Ontology annotation, molecular function: GTPase activator activity. The transcript is spliced from 3 exons.
AUGAGUUGUAUAUUGGAUGAAACUAAAUUACUUGAAAGAUUGAGGUCUUUUCAAAAGAGUUGUAUUGAAAAUAGAAGAUGUGCUAAUUGUAAUGAGAUUGGACCCAACUAUGUUUGUAUUGAUUUUGGAACAUUUGUAUGCUCAAUAUGUUCUGGCAUUCACCGAGAAUUUAAUCAUAAAGUUAAAGGAAUAUCCCUAUCUAAGUGGACACUUGAUGAAAUAAAAUUUAUAUGUAAUCAUGGAAACAAAAAGGAUUACUUAACAUUUCUCGAAAAUGGAAAUAUUACCUCCUUAAAACCUCCACCAAAUUCUAAUAACCACCUAGUCCUCAAGGAAUUUAUUAAAAAUAAAUAUAUUGAUCGUAUUUGGGUUAAUCAAUCACUAUAUAAUCUCUACUAUAAUAACAAUAACAAUGAUAAUAAUAAUAAUACAUCAAAUCAAAACUCAUUUACCAAAAAACCAACUAGUAACUCUAAUAAUAACCACCAUUUCUUUCAUCCAAAUGAUGGUAUCCAAUAUAAAUACAAGCAAAACAAUAAUCCAAAUCAAAAUAAUAAAAAAGAUUUUAUUGAUAGAAAUCCUUUCUCUUUUAUUAACUAG